AUGGACUCAAGACCAUCGAAGCGGGUCAAGCUCCAUUCCGAGCCCGAUGGUCACGUAGCACUCGAGGACGCCGACCCCGCGUCCAUUCGUGCCAGAAGAGCAGCCUUCCUCAGCUCAAUCUCCAGAUCCAUCUCACCGCCAGCAACUGCUAGAUCGGGAACCACGACGCCUCAACUGAUCUCUGCCGCCGCUGCUGCUCCAAAGGCGGCCACCGCCGCUAAGAUUCAGGAUGUACAAACCCGUGUUUUCAAUGCCACUGCGUCGAAGCAUAUGUCGGCCAACAGAGUAUUGGAGGACACUGAGUCGACUCCACAAGUCAACCUCAUAGCGUCGCCAUUCAAGCUCACCAAGAUCCGUGACCUGCCAGCGUCGCAGAACAUCGACACGGUGUCUCUCCACGAUAUCCUGGGCAAUCCGCUAAUCAAAGAGGCAUGGGUCUUCAACUACUGUUUCGACGUCGAUUGGUUUAUGAACUUCUUCGACAGCGACGUCCGCAAUCAAGUCAAAGUGAAGGUCAUUCACGGCUCCUGGAAGAAUGACAGCCCUGCCAAGCAGGCUAUUGACGACGCAUGCCGCAGGUGGGAGAAUGUCACAGCGACUACAGCUUACUUGCCCGACCAAUUCGGCACCCAUCACAGCAAGAUGAUCAUACUGUUCACCCAUGAUGAUCUCGCCCGGGUUGUAAUCCAUACGGCCAACAUGCUCGCGCAGGACUGGACGAACAUGACCCAAGCGGCCUGGAUAUCUCCUAUGCUGCCUCUCGUAAAGCGUCAUGCUGACACUGUUGUCGGCAAGAUUGGGUCCGGGUCACGGUUCAAGCACGACCUCCAGGCAUACUUGGCCGCGUAUGGCUCGAAAACAAAAGCGCUAAGGGACCAAUUGGCACUAUUCGACUUCAGCAGCGUAAGAGGUGCCCUCAUCGCGUCAGUCCCUUCACACAUGAAAGACUUCGCAACCACAAGGGAUGCCAAGCAGCUGUGGGAUCAGAAGCUAUGGGGCUACCCGAGCCUGUUUCGAGCCUUGAGCUCCAUCCUCCCUGAGCAGAGACAGGAAACCGCACCGUCCCAUGUCGUGUGUCAGAUCUCCUCAAUCGCUACGCUCCCUCAAGCCUGGCUGAAUCAGUUUUUCCCCGUUCUCCACGGUCCACUAGCGGCGGGCUCUUCGCAAGAACAACGUCAGUGGGACCCGUCGCGCAUCUCAAUCAUCUACCCAACUCCUCGCAACGUCUCGUCCUCCCUCAACGGCUAUGCAUCCGGUGGCUCCAUCCACAUGAAAGCCCAAUCCGCCGCUCAUCUGAAGCAGAUCGCCAGCUUACGGAAGUCGCUGUGUCAGUGGACGCAAGGACCAAAUGAAACCCUCCGAGCAGGAAGAGCAGAGGCUGCGCCACACAUCAAGACAUUCGUGUGCUUCUCCUCCAAGCCGACCAAAGAGUCCCCCACGCCAGACAUACGAUGGGCGUUGCUGACGAGCGCCAACCUCAGCCAACAGGCAUGGGGAACAUUACGGGAGGCAGGCAAGGGUAAACAGCGGGAGAAGCAGAAGGAAAGGGAGGUUGUCGUGCAGAGCUAUGAGAUUGGUGUCCUUGUGUGGCCAGAGUUAUUCUCCAAGGACUUUGACACAGGAGAAGUAGAGGCGGAAAGUCAAGGGAAGAACGAGACGGAGUCAGGUACGGAGAAGGCGACCGCGAUCACACCCUCGACAAGAACUUCCAAGCAUGAAGAGGGUCAAGAGAUCGUGAGAAUGGUCCCUGUGUUCGGCAAAGACGUGCCUUCAGCGACAGCUGCGAUUCCGUCCUCGAAUACCAUUGUCGGGCUACGUCUCCCCUAUGACCUUCCUUUGACCCCACAUUCCGGAACGGAUAUGCCAUGGUCGCCGCAGGGACUCUACGAGCAGCGUGAUCGACAUGGGCGGCGUUGGCCCCGAGAUUUUCUGUGA
This is a messenger RNA of Cladophialophora yegresii CBS 114405, 1935 nucleotides long. RefSeq lists its product as uncharacterized. NCBI's taxonomy places the organism in Eukaryota, Fungi, Ascomycota, Eurotiomycetes, Chaetothyriales, Herpotrichiellaceae. Gene Ontology annotation, biological process: double-strand break repair; single strand break repair. The record is from RefSeq and is a predicted model, not a curated record. Gene Ontology annotation, cellular component: nucleus. The coding region runs from base 1 to 1935 and encodes 644 amino acids. Gene Ontology annotation, molecular function: double-stranded DNA binding; single-stranded DNA binding; 3'-tyrosyl-DNA phosphodiesterase activity. The transcript has a single exon.